AUGGCUAAGAGACACAAGGCUAGAGAUGUUGAUCGUCCUGAACUUCACAUUGUUAAUUAUUUGUCUAAUCCUGAUUAUAGUUCACGGAUGAUGACAUGUGACCACCCACUGCCUCCCGAUCGGUACCAUCCAAGUGUAGAGGAUCAUUUACGGGUAACUGGGUUUUAUCAUGCCUCUCAGAUUGGAGUAGUCCAAGGACAGAAAGCAUUGAUAAAUGCUUUAGUUGAGAGGUGGCGGCCGGAAACACACACCUUCCACCUUCCGAUUGGUGAGUGCACAGUGACCCUUGAGGAUGUAGCUGUUAUUUUGGGCCUCCCGACGAACGGCCUUCCGGUUACGGGGAUGACCUUGAGCAGCUUUGAAGCAUUGGAGGGUGAGUGUUUCCAUCAGUUUGGGGUUGCACCGAGAAAGGCCGACUGCAGAGGGAGCGGCAUAAAAAUGACAUGGCUUAGGAAUCUAAAAGAACGUAUACAACUGACUGACGAGAACAGUAUGCAGAGGUACGUCAAGUGCCACAUUAUGUUGUUAUUGGGUACUAUAUUACUUGGAGACAAGUCAGGGGCAUCUGUGCACUGGAAGUUUCUGCCUUUGCUCCGGGAUUUUCAUAGUAUCAGUAAUUUUAGUUGGGGAUCGGCAUGUUUGGCGCACCUAUACCGGUCAUUAUGCCGGGCCUCUCGUUUUGAUUGUAAAGAAAUCGAUGGUCCGUUAACACUGCUGCUAGGUUGGUUUUGGAUCCGCCUACCGUAUCUUGCGCCCCCUACUAGGGAACCACGCAGUUUUCCGCUUGCAAACAGGUGGCGUAACUGGGAGCGUGGUGACAAUCGGUAUAGAUAUCUUAGUCUCGCCCACUUUAGGGAGGCGUUAGAUGAGGUUCAGGAAGGGCAGUUCGUGUGGGUUGCUUAUGGUGUGGAUCGCAUUGAACCGGGCAUAAUCCCAGAAGACAUCUUCCUGCACGCAGUAGUCUGGAGCGCUACGGUUCCGUUGAUUUCAUUUGAAUCUAUUGAGUGGCAUGCAACGGAUAGAGUUAGAAGACAAUUUGGUUUGGUUCAGGGAGUUCCAUCUGAGGAAACAAAUCUGGGAAGGGCACAUGGAGAAACACUUGCUGGUCCUAAGAAUCUUGACUGGGCCACAGCCCCGUCCCAUUCAUGUUGGAUUAUGCGCUGGACAAACAGGUAUAAUUACAUUCUGCGUGAGUAUGUGGAACCUUCACAGCAUCCAUUGGAUGUUUACAUGGACUGGUAUCGUGCACGGUAUGGCAAGCAUUUGAUGUUGUCAAAUGUUGUGGUUCAAGAGAACGAUGAAGGUGAACAAGUAAUGGAUGAUGAGGGUAACCCAGUUAUAAAUGAUGAGGGUAGCCUAGUAAUGGAAGAUGAGGGUAGCCCAGUUAUUCAUGUAGCCAAUGAAGAACCGGUUUCACAUUCACAUCCACAUCCACCUCCACCUCCAGCUUCCCAAGAACAAUUUCAGGCUUCGGUACCAUAUCAUGUUCAGACACAAUAUACCCCGUCAUACCCAAUAGAUCAACAAUAUUGGAGUACUCCACAAUGGGAUGCUGGAGAGGGUGCUUCUUUUAGCCAGUUGCUUGGCUUCAUGGCUGCGGAUGCAGGGCAGUCACAAUUUGGCCAUCAACCUGAAUUUAUGCCCGGGAGGUAUUCUUUGGACGCGAGGAUUCCAUGCCACACUGCCUCAGUUGCUUCUGGAGGUUUGGAAACUGGAGAUUCCAGUAGAAGUGAAGGCGGUCGGGGGAUCUUUACUAGCAGGAACCUACGGCAUGUAUCAAUGGGUCAGAUUGAAGAAAAUGCCGGGAUAGGUGAGCAUGAAACCGAUCAGUAUCUCGUGGAAGAACCGGAUGAUGAGGAGAUGGAUGAGGAUCAAGAGGAGAGCGAGGAUGACGAGAUGGAUGAGGAUGAAGAAUCCCGCAACAAUGCUCCUGAUGAUGCGGAUGAUGCAGGUCCGACUUUAUGA
Arachis duranensis is the source of this 1965-nucleotide messenger RNA. Its product is annotated as serine/threonine-protein phosphatase 7 long form homolog. The record is from RefSeq and is a predicted model, not a curated record. Gene Ontology annotation, biological process: meristem maintenance; meristem development. The coding region runs from base 1 to 1965 and encodes 654 amino acids. The transcript is spliced from 4 exons. NCBI's taxonomy places the organism in Eukaryota, Viridiplantae, Streptophyta, Magnoliopsida, Fabales, Fabaceae.